Messenger RNA from Rotaria sordida, 1884 nucleotides. Lineage: Eukaryota; Metazoa; Rotifera; Eurotatoria; Philodinida; Philodinidae. The record is from the annotation of a GenBank genome assembly.
AUGGAAUUACUUGGUGACAUUUGUACACAAUUUCCUGAUGCAUACGACGAAAGGGUAGAAAAUGAAAGACUAAAAAUGACGGGUGGCGGUAACACAAAUAGUGCAGUUCCUGGGGCUGUUGUGCCCGAUGGUGGAUGGGGAUGGAUUAUUGUAUUUGCGUCUCUGAUGAUACAUUUUAUAAUGGAUGGAAUAACAUAUUCAUUGGGCGAAGUAUUUUUACGUCCUAUGAUGGAUAAUCUAAAUAAAACUCGAGGACCUGUUUCAACUAUUUUUGGAAUUUUACCGGCAAUAACACUUGCUACAGGACCUAUUGCAACGAUAUUUACAAAUACAUAUGGAUGUCGAAUAAUAACCAUAGUUGGGGCUUGUCUUGCUGCUACUGGUUUUUUAGCAAGUUACUUUUGGGCAAAUCUUUGGUAUUAUUAUCUUACAAUUGGCAUUAUUGGAGGCCUUGGUUUUGGUUUAAUCUAUUUGCCAGCUAUUGUUUCUGUCGGUUUCUAUUUUGAAAGAAAACGUUCUUUUGCUAUGGGUAUUGCAGUUUGUGGUUCAGGCCUGGGUACACUGGUAUUUCCAGCGAUUAUGCCAUAUGUUAUAAAUGCACCAUUGUGGUUUGAUUAUGAAGGUGCUCUUCUACUUGAGGCAGCAAUUAUAUUUAGUUGUGUUAUUUUUGGCGCUUUAAUGAUUCCGUUGCCACAAGAACCAAGUGAAAUAAGACGUAUGGCACAAAAAGCACGAUCACAAGCUAAACGACAAGCGCUCAAAACGGCAACUGCAACAAGUCAAAAUGAUGAACAACAAAAUCAAUUACUUCCAACCAAUAAACAAAGUGAUAUUCCAUUACAAGAAGUAAGUAUAGCUCCGAGAGAAUCAUCUGCUGUUGUUCCUCUUGAACAAGAAUAUCAAACUGAUGAUAAACGUCGAGUAUCUCUAUCGGAUCUCAAGAAAGAUGAUGCCAAUAUUAAUAAUCGAACAGAGAAAACUCAUUCAGGAUCUGUUGAAAAUGUAUCUAAAAUAGUAGCGACUGAUGUACCAGUUGUAGUGUCACGCAAAGAUUCAAUAUAUCAAGGUAGUUUACAUAAUAUUCCAUUGUAUAAUGAAGAUACGGAUGAAUAUCAUCGUCAAAUGAUAAAAACAAAUGAAACAAUUAAGAAAGCUGAAAAAAAAUCAUUGCUGGCAAAAAUUGCUGAACAAAUUGAUCUUAGUUUACUAAAAGAUGCUGCAUUUGCUUUAUUUGCCGUAUCAAAUUUUUUAACAAGUCUUGGUUUUAAUGUUCCAUACAAUUUUGCUAAUGAUUUAGCUGCUGAUGCUAAAGUUAUUGAACAUAAAAGACAUUGGAUUAUUAUGUCAAUUGGUGUUGCCAAUUGUUUUGGUCGAGUUAUUAUUGGUUAUUUAGCUGAUCGAUCAUGGGUUAAUCGUUUAAUAUUAUACAAUACAACAUUAAUAAUUGCUGGUAUAGCUACAAUGUUUGCACCAUUUUGUAAUUCUCUUGUUCAAACACAUAUGAUUUAUGCUGGAUUAUUUGGAUUUUUUUCUGGUGGUUAUGUUGGUUUAACAUCAAUUAUUAUUGUAGAUUUAGUUGGUGUUGAUAAAUUAUCUGAUGCUUUUGGUGUUCUUUUAUUAUUUCAAGGUGUUGCUGUUGCUAUUGGAACACCAAUUGUUGGUACAAUGCGUGAUGCAUUUUCGGGUUUCGAUCGUCCUUAUCUUUGGCCAUAUUUAAUAUUUGGUGGUUCAAUUUUAUUAAGUGGUCUUAUUCUAUUUGCUAUCCCAAUAUUAAGACGACGAAAAGAACGUCGUCAACAACCAACAAAACACCAAUUAGAAAUGGGAGUUUUAUCAUUUUCAAAACAAAAUUUAUCUGUACCCGAACAACAACAACAACUUUAA